Molecule: messenger RNA, 318 nt
Organism: Acaulospora colombiana
Lineage: Eukaryota; Fungi; Glomeromycota; Glomeromycetes; Diversisporales; Acaulosporaceae
Source: the annotation of a GenBank genome assembly
AUGGCUGUGGCGAAGAGGACGGGGAAAAGAUUAGGUGAACGCGUUACAUAUUUUCGCAUCACAGAAUGGAAAAAGGAAAGCUCAGCCAAGGAUUUCGCGGAGGCUUGCAUCCCUCAAGUCACCGAUCUAACCGUUAAUCCUUCCCUGUGCGACCGUGGACUCGACGAAAAAGGUCAACUGCGGACGCCGGUGAAUGACAAUGGGCGGAAGCAAACAUGCCGCCCUCACCCUCAUUCACCAAACAUUCAUCCUCACGUGUUCGAAGAUGAAUGUUUACGCGGAAGGUGGAUUAUCGGGUUAUCGCAAAGAGAUUCCUGA